Molecule: messenger RNA, 1227 nt
Organism: Psammomys obesus (fat sand rat)
Lineage: Eukaryota; Metazoa; Chordata; Mammalia; Rodentia; Muridae
Product: homeobox protein cut-like 1
Exons: 5
Molecular function (GO): DNA binding
Source: RefSeq, a predicted model, not a curated record
AGAAUCCAGGCCAGAGCCUGAACAGACUCUUUCAGGAAGUACCGAAACGAAGAAAUGGGUCUGAAGGGAACAUCACUACCCGAAUCCGAGCAUCGGAGACUGGUUCUGAUGAAGCCAUCAAGUCCAUCCUGGAACAAGCCAAGAGAGAACUGCAAGUGCAGAAAACCGCCGAGCCAGUCCAGCCAUCAUCCGCAUCCAGCAGUGGGAACUCUGACGAUGCCAUCCGCUCCAUCCUACAGCAGGCCCGCCGGGAAAUGGAGGCCCAGCAGGCUGCCCUUGACCCCGCCUUAAAGCCAGCUCCGCUGUCCCAGCCCGACCUCACCAUCCUCACCCCCAAGCUCCUGCCUGCCUCACCCAUGUCUACUGUGUCCACUUACCCGCCUCUCGCCAUUUCCCUGAAGAAAACCCCUACAGCACCUGAGGCCAGUGCCUCAGCCUUGCCCAGUGCCCCAGCCCUCAAAAAAGAGGCUCAGGAUGCACCCUUGCUGGACCCAGCAGGCUCAGCUGAUGCUGCCCAGGGGGUCCUGAGGCCAGUGAAGAGUGAGCUAGUCCGUGGCAGCACCUGGAAGGAUCCCUGGUGGAGCCCUGUGCAGCCUGAAAGAAGAAAUCUCACCUCCUCGGAAGAGACCAAGGCUGAUGAGGCAGCUGCAGGUGGGAGAGAAAAGGCAGGCAGCAGCCAGCCACGGGCUGAGCGCAGCCAGCUCCCAGGACCCUCCUCAUCAGCGGAAUACUGGAAGGAGUGGCCAAGUGCCGAGUCGCCAUACUCUCAGAGCUCAGAGCUGAGCCUCACUGGAGCCAGCCGCAGUGAGACACCCCAGAACAGCCCUCUGCCUUCCUCCCCGAUUGUGCCCAUGGCAAAGCCAGCCAAGCCCUCAGUGCCCCCACUGACUCCUGAGCAGUACGAGGUCUACAUGUAUCAGGAAGUGGACACCAUUGAGCUCACCCGGCAGGUCAAAGAGAAGCUGGCCAAGAAUGGCAUUUGCCAGAGGAUCUUUGGGGAGAAGGUGCUGGGCCUGUCCCAGGGCAGCGUCAGUGACAUGCUCUCUAGGCCAAAACCAUGGAGCAAACUGACCCAGAAAGGCCGAGAACCCUUCAUCCGGAUGCAGCUCUGGCUGAAUGGAGAGCUAGGCCAGGGUGUUCUGCCUGUGCAAGGGCAACAGCAAGGGCCAGUCCUCCACUCGGCGACAUCUCUGCAGGACGCCCUCCAGCAGGGCUGUGUGAGCUCAG